AUGAAAUCCUUCGGAAAAAAAGCUAGAGAUCAAUAUGCAAAACUUCCGAAAACAGAGAUACCAGGUUAUACCUUCUUUGAACAUGUUAAGAAAGAAGUCCAAAGAACGGAAAAUGUGGAUAGGAACCACAAGAUUCAAGCAAUGAAUGGAAAACAGUACUUCCUCAUCGAUGUAAUUGCGCACAUUCUAUACUACCUAAAGGAAAAAACUCUCAAAGAGUUUCGGGACUCUAGGCUUUACAACAGCCCUCUAAAAGCUCCAGACAUCGACUGGGUUAUCACUGUUCCUGCCAUCUGGAAAGCAAGAGGAAAGAGAAUGAUGCGGGAGGCUGGAUACAUGGCUGGCUUUUGUGAUCCUCACGUGACGAUGGGUAAUCUGGAAGAGGCAACAGGACGAGUACAACCUCCACCAAAGGAAGAAUUAAAUCCUGAAAAACUAUCGCUUGCUCUGGAGCCCGAAUCUGCAGCAAUCUGGUGCAAAAAAAUGAUUGAUAUCUCUCCUGGUGGAAAUGAUGUCAAAAACUACCUCAUUGUUGAUUGCGGUGGUGGCACUGUGGAUAUUGCUACUCAUGGAAUUAUCGGCGGCCACGUACACGAAUUAGCACCUUCAGCAGGUAACAUGAGCGGCGGAACAACCAUCAAUGAAAGAUUUCGGGACUUUUUAAGUCAUUUUGUUGAUGAUCCUGGCUUUGUUCAAUAUUUCAGUGUUUCUGAUGUUGUGGAAAGAUCAAGGCGGAAGUCGGAGAUAAACAAAAUUGUGUACACCAUCUUUGAAGAUCAGAAAAUGUAUUUUGGCAGUGCUGAAAUUGAAGAAGACAGCUUUGUUGUGGAAUUUUGUCCUAAUUUUGCACGAAGCUUUAGUCAACUGAUGGAAGGAAAAUCUGUAAAAAAUGUGACGAUUGAAGAUGAGGGAACGCAGAUGAGAUUGUCCCAUGCAAAAAUGACAGAGUUUUUUCAACCGACAAUUGAUAAAAUUGGUAAAUUGAUUUGUGACCACAUUCAUACAAAUAAUUUGGCUUCUAAAAUCGACACAAUAUUUUGGGUAGGAGGAUUUGGUGAGUGCCAAUAUUUGAGAAAUGAACUUGAAGCAGCUAUCAAUCGGGACUUCUGUAAAGGAGAGAAAAAAAUUCGAUAUAGUUAUCCACCGGAGCCAAAGUUAGCCAUAGUAAGAGGUGCUCUAGCAUUUCGGUAUGAUCCUAGCGUAAUACAGCAACGUAAAGCUGACGCUACGUACGGUAUUGCAUGUAGAAUACCAUUUGACGAGAAUAAACAUCCAAUAGAGUACUGCGUGGAUGAUGAAAAUGACUGUUCUAGAAAGUGGUGUAAGCACAUUUUUUCAACCUUCAUUGAAAGAAACGAAAGCAUUUGCACAAAUGAAGUUUUCGUUGCUAACUAUUCUCCAGUGCGAAGCUCACAGAGAGUAAGCAGGUUAACUUUCUACAGUGCUCCACAUACGAACGUUUGGUUCACAACUGAUCGUGGUGUCACUGAACUAGCCAAAAUGGAUAUCAAUAUCGCUGGUUAUGGUCGAGAUAGGGACAUCGAGGUAGUUUUCGAUGUCACUCACACUGAAAUACAAGUGUGCGCUCGAGACAAGCAAAGCAAAAAUGAAUAUAAAAUUGUUGUUGAUUUUUUGUUUUCCGAGCAGUAA
This is a messenger RNA of Halichondria panicea, 1650 nucleotides long. Its product is annotated as heat shock 70 kDa protein 12A-like. The coding region runs from base 1 to 1650 and encodes 549 amino acids. The record is from RefSeq and is a predicted model, not a curated record. The transcript is spliced from 3 exons. NCBI's taxonomy places the organism in Eukaryota, Metazoa, Porifera, Demospongiae, Suberitida, Halichondriidae.